AUGUCAUUUAUGUGGAGUUCUGCUUUGGCCCUGAAGUCUGCUCAGCUCCCUGUGUUUAGACGGAUGCCUUUCAUAGCUGCCUGGAACGCACCAACAGAUCAUUGCUCCAUCCGAUAUAAUAUCACAAUCAGCUUAAGAGUGUUCCAUGUGAUUGGAAGUCCAUUUGCCAAAGCAAGAGGACAGAAUGUGACCAUCUUUUAUGUCAACAGGCUGGGAUAUUAUCCCUGGUACACAUCACAAGAAAUCCCAAUCAACGGUGGCCUCCCUCAGAAUUUCAGCUUGAAAAUGCACCUGGAGAAAGCUAAUCAAGAUAUUAAUUACUAUAUUCCUGAUAAGGAUUUCACUGGGCUGGCAGUCAUAGACUGGGAACACUGGAGACCACAGUGGGAGCGUAACUGGAACACAAAAAAUAUUUACAAGAGACAGUCGAGGAAACUAAUUUCCAAACUGCAAGAGAAUAUUUCUGCAAAUGCUAUUGAACAUUUAGCUAAAUUUUCUUUCGAAAAAUGUGCUAAGGCUUUCAUGAAAGAAACAAUUGAACUGGGGAUUAAAAGCAGGCCCAAGGGCCUCUGGGGAUAUUACUUAUAUCCUGACUGCCACAAUUACAAUUUCCAUGAGCAGAACUAUACUGGCUCAUGUCCAGAAAACGAACUCAUGAGGAAUAAUGAACUCUUGUGGUUGUGGAAUAGCAGUGCAGCAUUAUAUCCCUCCAUUGGCAUUAAGAAAUCCCUCGGGAGCAGUGAAAACACGUUACGCUUUUCACAGUUUAGAGUGAAAGAAUCCAUGAGGAUUUCCUUUAUGACCUCACAUGAUUAUUCCCUCCCAGUAUUUGUAUACACUCGACUGGACUAUAGAGAUCAGCCUUUGUUAUUCCUUUCUAUGGUAAGCUCUCUGGAGGUCAUCAAUUUUGUGGCUUCUUCUACCGUGGUUUUGUGGUGGAACCGAUAUAGACAUGGCAUUGAACAGCCUUCCCAUAAUUUGCAUAUUUCUUCUUUUUUGCAGUCUAAUUGUACAAAGGUGAAGGAAUUCAUCACUUCUAAAUUAAAUCCCUACAUCACCAAUGUAACCAAAGCUGCGGAGGUAUGCAGCCAGCAUCUGUGCAGGAAUAAUGGAAGGUGCAUACGAAGAAAUUGGAAAGCUUUGGAUUAUCUUCAUUUAAAUCCUCAGAAUUUUCAAAUCAAAGCUUCAAAGAAUGGAGUUACUGUGAGAGGGGUAGCAUCUUCAACUGACCUUCAAACAAUGUCUGAGAAAUUCACUUGCCAUUGUUAUCAAGGAUUUGAAGGAGCUGAUUGCAGGGAAAUCAAGACUUUUGGCUGGCAACCAGGACACUCUGUCAGUUUAAUCUCAUCCAGAAUAGUAAUUAUGAUUAACUUGGUUUCCUUCAUCUUUUUAAUUGUUGAGAUUUCUUUUUGACAAUGGCAAAGUAGUAAUUCCCCGUAAGAUCUGUUGUUCCAGAAGAGCAAUAGAAAUAUAAAGACAGUUAUCCUAUGAAUUCUUAUUUCGAUGCAUGAGGUUGUAGACACACAUAAAACCAUAGUUUAACUCACCUUGAUACAGGGAUCUUGGCGUGCAACAGGCAAACUUCUGCAUUGGUUUAUGUUACUUGUA
Molecule: messenger RNA, 1608 nt
Organism: Thamnophis sirtalis
Lineage: Eukaryota; Metazoa; Chordata; Lepidosauria; Squamata; Natricidae
Source: RefSeq, a predicted model, not a curated record